Messenger RNA from Coffea eugenioides, 726 nucleotides. RefSeq lists its product as uncharacterized. NCBI's taxonomy places the organism in Eukaryota, Viridiplantae, Streptophyta, Magnoliopsida, Gentianales, Rubiaceae. The transcript is spliced from 2 exons. The record is from RefSeq and is a predicted model, not a curated record. The coding region runs from base 210 to 533 and encodes 107 amino acids.
GUGCCUAGAUAUUCAGUCCCGAAUUCCGCAGCGGAAUGCUUCUCAUCACUUCCCGAAUAGAGGGAGCUAAAUUCUAUCACCAAAAGAAGAAAUUAAAAACAAGAAACGGUAGAAGACAGGAGCGUAUAAGUAAUCAGAAACACUGAAAAUAACAUCAUCAAGACAUAAAGCAGGGUACAUGAGAGGCGGACCAACAGUCAAGAGAGACAAUGCAGAGACCUACUGUGGUUAUAGUGUUGUUGAUGAUGAUAGUGCUGACUUCUAGGAUUGAGCUGAAACCUCGUACUCUUGUUCAACCAGAAGUUGCAGCAGGAGCAGCAGCCACAGCAACCCAUCUUCACGGAUUCUCGGAUCCUCAACAAUCUCUCAAAGAAAAAAUUAUUCUGUCUCAAGAGCAGAGCAUUCAGAAGUUAAAUGAGCUGGUUCAAACUCUUAAGCAACAGUUAGAAUUCUGCAGGGCAGUGAGUAGGAAUGCUGUAAAUGACACAGGGACCUCUGUGUCUCAACAUCUGAAUGAGAUAGAGCAUCCAUGAAUUAUAGUGGACAAAUCUGUUGUGUCAGUUUGCUUUAUAUGUGAAAAUGGGUAAACUUAUACUUGUUUUUUUUUUCUUGGCACAAGUGUAUAUUUUGAUUGUAUUUAUCCGUUCUUCAUGCUUUCCUCAACUUUCAAAUGGUAUACUUCGGUAUAUAGUCACUUGUCAUCAUGAGUCAUUGCAUUGUGUUCUA